CUUUAAGGACCCUUCCAACUAAAACCAUUCUAUGAUUCUAUGAUCUCAGUGAGACCAAGCUGCACAGGACUCUAUGGGCCUCCCUUAUUUUGGGAGGAGAUGUGGUGAUCCUGGUGACAGCCUGGUGUCAUGUAGGGGGACAACUGCUUGGCCUUAGUGGAGGUGAGCUUGGUCUCCUUUGGCAAGAGCCAGGCUGGGCAGGCUGCAGCAGUGGACCACUUCCAGCAGUGGGGAAAGGGAAAAGCUGCAGGAUGAUGUUCUGUGUCAGCCCCCCUCCUGUCAUCCUCUCCCCCUGUCAUAGGUUAGACCAAACCACUACACCCCCCCACACCCCUGACGGUCGCACUCUUGGAGAGAAAAGGGGUGCUGAAAUAUGCCAAGACCAUGAGCCCCACAGGGCUGAGUGCCAACACAGCCUACCCAGAAAAGUAAAAUCCUAACCCCAAAAUCAACCUUGCUCAGGACAGCGUGUGAGAGAUGGCUUUCAGAAAAGAAGGGGAAAGAGACCCAAAGCCAUUACGGUAAAAUUGCAAAUGCGCUGCACCCAGCCACGCUCUGCACCUGCCUUUGCUCCCCGAAUCCCUGCACAUGCUGCGACUCACUCUGGACCGGGUACCCUUAUUUUUUCCGGUCAAAAAUACAACCAUUCAGGGGCUGGGAACUGAGAGGAACUCGAGAGGCAUGCUAUAAACACUCCGGCUGCAGAAAUAAGACAUCGCGGGAGCGCUUGUGGACAGUGAUCAGCCACUGAGCACAAGCUCCCAGGGAGCUCCGGAUGCACGAACAGCGCCGAGUCCCCUCGCCAGGGUGACCGCGGCGGUGUCCCAAGCCAGGGCCAGGCGACCAUAAUCCUGUGUAAUGCACGCUGGGAAAUGCAGUCUGGCCCGGGCACGACGCCAACCAGCUGGCUGCCUACAAAUCCCAGCACGCCGGGAAGCGGAGCUGCGCCCCAUCCCGGCUCCUGCCUGCUUCCUGCAGCGCGGGCAGGGGGAAAUAUAAACAGCGGCGCCUUGGGCAGAGUUGGGAUGCUGCCGCUGGACAGGCUGUGACGGGAAGCAGAGGCAGCGCUCGGGGCUGAGAUUUGAAGAUGGCAAAGCCGGAAAGCACAGUCAUAAACACCAAUGUAAAACAGAAGGAUCCCAGCACAGCACUGGUCAUUGCUGUGACCACCAGAACCAUUUUCAAUCUGGAGGAGGAGCACAAGCUCUACCUGGAGAAGGGCAAGGAGGAGUACACAAGGCACCAGCAGGCCAACCAGGACAAGCCCCUGCCACCAGGCACAGCGUUUGCCUUCAUCCAGGCAGUGCAGUAUGUGAACAAGAAGAUCCUGGAGAACAACUCAGCAGAGAGGGACCUCUUUGACAUCCUGGUGCUCUCCAACAACAGCCCAGAGAGCGGCACGCGCAUCAUCAACAGCGCCAAGCACUAUGGCCUGGAGAUCUCCAAGUUCUGCUUCGUCAGUGACGAGGACUCCACACAGUACCUGAAGUCCCACGGCGUCAAGCUGUUCCUCUCAGCUGACAGGACAGAUGUCUGCAAUGCCCUCCGGAGAGGGGUCUCAGCAGCGCUCGUCUUCCAGCAGGAGGUGCAGGCCCCCAGCACUCCACUGCGCGUGGUGUUUGAUGGGGAUGCCGUGCUCUUCUCCGACGAGACGGACCAGAUCUUCCAGGAGCAGGGGCUGGAGGGGGCACUGCAGUACGAGCGGGCGAUGGAGGCCAUCCCCAUAGGAGAUGGUCCCCUGAAGGCUUUUGCCAUGCACCUUGGGAAGAUGCGUAAGAAGUUCGGCCAGGAAAAAUCCCCCAUCCGCACCUACCUGGUGACAGCCCGCAGCGGCCGGGACAUGGGCAUCCGGGCCAUCAAGACACUUCGGAAAUGGGGUCUGCCCAUCGACGAGGCUUUCUUCAUGGAUGGGGCUCCCAAGGGCCCCAUCCUCGCCCAGAUCCAGCCUCACAUUUUCUUUGAUGAUGGACUUCAUAACAUCCAAGGGGCUCAAAAUGUGGGGGUACCCUCUGCCUGGGUCCCCUCCUGCUGUUGAUGGGCUGCAGGCCGGCAGUCCUCCCUCCCAGCAGCACAGGUAAAACUUCUGGUGGAGAAGGAAAGACCUCCUAACAUGCAGCAAGCAAAUCUCAGGGAAAGGGGAUGAGAGCAUGAACUCCCAUGCAAAGCUUGAUGUGUAUUUCUGCUCCUGAUAAGAGGUCCUCUGCAUCUUAGGAUAAAGCCAAAAGACAGCUGCUCUGGGACAGAAGGACACCUUUGCUGUGACACUGAGGACUACAGCUAUGCCAUGUAGGACCUGGGGACUUCUCUCAAAGAAAUAAGUGAAGCUAAUGCCACCCACACAAGCUGAAGGAAGCAAGAAAAAAAUGCUAGUUUUGGCUGUGCUCAGACAGUCUCCAAGAUGGAGCAGCACAGGAAGGACAUCAGCCUGUUGAGCCAAGUCCAGGGGAGGGCAACCAAGAUGAUUAAAGGGAUGGAGCAACUCUCCUGUGA
This is a messenger RNA of Corvus hawaiiensis (hawaiian crow), 2490 nucleotides long. RefSeq names its product cytosolic 5'-nucleotidase 1A-like. Gene Ontology annotation, biological process: nucleotide metabolic process; adenosine metabolic process. Gene Ontology annotation, molecular function: nucleotide binding; magnesium ion binding; 5'-nucleotidase activity. Lineage: Eukaryota; Metazoa; Chordata; Aves; Passeriformes; Corvidae. The transcript is spliced from 7 exons. Gene Ontology annotation, cellular component: cytoplasm; cytosol. The record is from RefSeq and is a predicted model, not a curated record. The coding region runs from base 1088 to 2035 and encodes 315 amino acids.